CGGCAGCGAAUUUUCACAGUCAGUAGUGCUCGAAACACUCGGUUGAUCGUUUGGGACAGAGAAAACUCGAUCCACAGGUGGCAAAAGGAAGAGAAGCAGUUCAAGUAUAGUGCAGAGUCAGAACCAAAGCCAGAGUCUGUUGAACUUUUGCCAUUUUGCCGCGCGCAGUUUUUCCGCUGAGGAUCGAUAGUUUUCCCCCGCUCGCAGGGUUCGUGUUUAAACUAGCUCAACUAACCCCUUUAUAUUUUGCCACAAACUAACCUUCGCAACACCAAACCAACAACAAAAUCACAUCCAAAAUGAGUCGCCGUCCCGGAUUCCGCACCCGCGUCUACGCCUCCAACCUGGGCAUGGUGGAGAACAACUACAAAGAGGCCCUGGCCCGACUCGAGAGAAGCCGCAGACCAGCAUCGGCCGACCGCGAGCAAACAUCGAUGCACCGCGCUUCCCCUCUCGCCAGCAAGCCCCUGUUCGACUUCAACGGAGACGAGUUCGACGAGGACCUGUCGAUGGCCCGGGCCCGUGCCUCCAAGGUUAUCCACGAGAAGUCGAUCAUCGAUUCGCGUUCGGAUCAGCUGCGCAGCCACAGCCUGGCCCCGGUCAGCAGUUCCGUGCUGGAGAACGACUUCGACGAGCAGGUCCAAGCCACAUUGAACCGAAUCCGCGCCAACAAGAACCUUCUGAAGCAACUGCAGAGCGAUGAUACGCUGGAACAGGUUCGCAGCGAAACUCGGUCCAAGCUGAGUGAACAGACCGCCAAGAAACUGGCCGAAAAACUGUCCAGCUACGACGACUCCAGCGAUCUUGCGUCCACCGAAAAGCAAUCCGUGAGGAAAACACUCAAGAUUAGAGCAGUAACCGAUAGCAGCUCCGCCUUGGACUCCAAGAGUGCCCUCAAGUGGAAGGACGAAACUGCGGAGUCCUUCGCAGCCAAACGAGCCAACGCCACCAGGGCGCGUCUGGCCGAUCUGGACCAGGAAAUGAUGGAUUUCGAAGAGAAGCAAGCUGCCCGAGCUCGCCGUGCAGCUCAUCUGAAGAAGGUCCUCGCGGAAACGGCGUGCGAUGAGUUGAUCCCAGCCACCACCACCGAACAGGCAGGAACCAAAGUCACAACCGGAAUGGUCCGAUUCAAAACACAAAAGAAGGUUGUUUCUUUCUAAGUGUUGGAUUUACUAGAGUUAGCAACCAAUAAAUUUACCUUAUAUUUUCUGUUUCAAAUUCCUACCUUAUUGUUAUCGUUUAAUCUAUAUACUGUAUAAAUUUUUGAAAAUAAAAUGGAAAAAUAACACUACUAUUAGGAUGUAAGACAUUCACAUAAUAGAUACCUUUCAACUGGCACUAGGCACUGCUUUUCUCCUUGUCACCAAAUGGCUCAUGACAGAACGAGCUGAGAGCGAGCGUAGAAUUAAUUAAUGUUAGGAAGAAGUAGACAGGACAAUAAUCAAAAAAAUGUAAAUUAUAAAUAGAGAUUUGCUAUACUCAAAGCAAUACCAAAAUAAUGACUCACAGUGCGAAUUAUAACCAAGGUUAACAUUCUCGGGCGAUGAUAACAAUAAUCUAUUUAAAUAUUUGAUGCGAAAAUCCUUGCAGUCGGAGAUUGAUGAACCCUGAGUCAGACCAUGUUUUAUUUUUUUUUUCGCAAAACCAACAGACAAGAUGUGAGAUAAAUGGCCGGCCAUCAAAACUUGGCAUUGCCGUACGUAGAUUCAUUUAUUUUUUAUCAGACGAUGUUAGGCAUGUGUUCGAGCUUUUACGGAAAAUCAAAUAAGUCACUUAUACUGUAUUUAUAUUUUACCUGUAACUGACCCAAUGAAAAAUAACAAUUCAAGAUUCACAUCUCAGAUGAAGUAUAAGGCACUCUAGUUUCGAUAUAUUUAUUUCGUCUUUUCAGCUUUGUAUUUCAUGACAAAACUUUUAACCUGUAAUAAAAAGGAUACCAAUGAAA
Molecule: messenger RNA, 1945 nt
Organism: Aedes aegypti (yellow fever mosquito)
Lineage: Eukaryota; Metazoa; Arthropoda; Insecta; Diptera; Culicidae
Exons: 5
Coding region: 300-1160 (286 amino acids)
Source: RefSeq, a predicted model, not a curated record